This is a messenger RNA of Somion occarium, 557 nucleotides long. The record is from the annotation of a GenBank genome assembly. NCBI's taxonomy places the organism in Eukaryota, Fungi, Basidiomycota, Agaricomycetes, Polyporales, Cerrenaceae.
CGAUCGGACAGCAAUCCCGGGCAGCUUCUAUGCAAAGGUCGGUCAUAUCGAUCGCCCAGCGAUCCAGCUCCAGCAGUGGUAUAUGACCGUUCAAGGCCAGUUGGUAGAGAGUAGGUCCGUCAGCGCAGUAAAGUGUAACAUUGUCCGCGAACGCGUAGGUGAUGUGUCGCGUCGAAUGGUCAAGACGUCGAGGUUUGGGAAAGCGUUCAUUAGCUCUGACGUCAAUAUGGUGAAAGAACUAACGAGAGACGGAUUGAGGACCUUCAGAGAAGGGAAUAUGGUGUCUUGGAGACUUGUGACCCUGGCAAGGGAUACAUGCAUCUCGACAAGUGUGCUUGCCAGGGAUGGCACCUGUAGGUCUGAUAGAUUCAAUCUCUGCGGUGAAUGAGGAGAUGCAUGGAGUUCAAGGUAGAUCGGGGGAGCUGAGAAUUGAGAGAGAAUCGAUACAAAUUUGGGAUGUAAUUCGUGAAGGGAAAAUCGACGCAGAUCCCGCAUGCAUUCGAAACUGCGGACGUUUCCGACGUGAUUGGACACAGCAAGAAAUUGAGAACUGUGGU